Messenger RNA from Asparagus officinalis (garden asparagus), 2004 nucleotides. RefSeq lists its product as uncharacterized. The transcript has 2 exons. The record is from RefSeq and is a predicted model, not a curated record. Lineage: Eukaryota; Viridiplantae; Streptophyta; Magnoliopsida; Asparagales; Asparagaceae. Bases 1 to 2004 code for a protein of 667 amino acids.
AUGUAUGAGGAUUUUGAAAGUGACAGCGGGGAUGAUGAUGAUGAUAAUGCUGCGAUGUUGGACAUGUUAAAUGAUGUCCAAGGGGCUAUAAGUAUGGAGACAGAUGAUGAGAACGAUAUUCAUGUUAACAAAUAUGAUUAUUUGUUUAAUGAAGCUCAACGAGAACUAUACCCGGGUUGUACAAAGUUCUCUGCAUUAUCUUUUAUUACAAAAUUAAUGCAGAUCAAGAUAGAUGGUCGUUGGAGCAAUAAAAGUUUUAAAAAUCUACUGAAAUUGUUAAAUGACUCGUAUCCAAAAGGUGCAUCCAUACCAACAUCGAACUAUGAAGCUAAAAAUAUGUUGCUAGAAUUGGGCUUGGGGUAUGAAUCCAUACAUGCAUGCAAGUAUGACUGUGCACUGUUUUAUGGGAAAGAGAAUAAGAAACUGGAUGAAUGUCCAGUGUGCAAGGAGCCGAGAUACAAGUCUUGUGAUGGCAAAUGCAAGAAAGUUCCACAAAAAGUCUUGCGUUAUUUUCCAUUGAAGCCGAGACUUUGGAUGUUGUAUAUGUCGAGACAUAUAGCGACUGAAAUGAAAUGGCAUAAAAAAAGAAGACAAAAUGAAGAGGGUUUCCUACGACAUCCAGCUGAUUCUGCCGAGUGGAAACACUUUGAUCAAGAGUAUCCUGAUUUUGCUGCAGAUUGUCGAAAUGUGAGGUUGGGGCUUGCUACAGAUGGUUUUAAUCCAUUUGGAAACAUGAGCACUAGUUAUAGUAUGUGGCCAGUUAUGCUAGUGCCGUACAAUCUGCCUCCUUGGAAAUGCAUGAAAGGAGUGUAUUCAAUGAUGUCAUUACUCAUACCUGGUCCUCGAGCACCUGGGAAAGACAUUGAUGUGUAUCUUCGUCCAUUAAUAGACGAAUUAAAAGAAUUGUGGGAUAUUGGAGUUGAAACUUUUGAUGCCUCUGUUGGGAGAAAUUUUAAUUUGCGGGCAUGUGUAUUGUGGACUAUAAAUGAUUUUUUUGCUUACGGAAAUUUAUCUGGAUGGAGCACAAAAGGGUACAAAGCUUGUCCUGUUUGUAACGAAGAUGUAACUUCAGAGGGGUUGAGAGGAAAAUUAUGUUUUAUGGGAGCUCAACAAAAUUUGCCUGAGGAUCUUGAGUGGAGAAGGAGUAAAUAUUUUAACGGUUUAGUUGAAGAUCGUCCUCCUCCCAGAUUAUUUUCUGGGGAUGACAUAUUGCGGCAAUUAGAUCGUGUUUAUAAAGCUAGGCCUGGAAAACAUCCUGACAAUCCUGAUUUAAAGCGACACCGUGAGCCUCAUGAGCUAAACUGGACUAGAAAGAAUGGGAAAACUAAAGACACCAACGAGGUUCGUUUGGACUUGGCAGAUAGGAAGAUAAGAAAAGAAUUGCAUCUCACACGUCAAGGGAAUAAAUUGAAGAAGCCUCAUGCUAGAUAUGUUUUAAAAUUGGAAUACCGUAGGCUGUUUUGUAAGUUCCUCAAAGUUGUCAAAUUUCUUGAUGGGUAUGCAGCCAAUAUUUGCAAAAAUGUGAACAUUGUCGAUGGGAAGAUACAUAAUUUAAAAAAUCAUGAUUGCCAUGUUUUACUUCAACGCCUCCUCCCAGUUGGUAUUCGUUCAUAUUUGGACAAGGAUGUGUGCACUGCAAUUGUUGAGCUGGCCAUUUUUUUCCAACAGAUAUGUGCAAAAACUUUAAAGGUGUCAGACUUUGAAAGAACGGAGAAGGAGAUUGUUGUAAUAUUAUGCAAAUUAAAGAGAAUUUUUCCACCGGCUUUUUUUGAUGUAAUGGUUCACUUAGCAAUCCAUUUACCUCGUGAAGCUUUGCUUGGUGGUCCAGUUACCUAUUGGUGGAUGUAUCCUAUUGAGAGAAAUUUAGGAACAUAUAAAAAGUAUGUUACAAAUAAAGCUCGGCCUGAAGGUUCUAUUGCAAAAGCAUAUAUUGUCAAUGAAGCAGUGACAUUUUGCUCUAUGUAUUUUCGUGAGAUUGAAACCCGUAUCAACCGGGCAGAAUGA